Molecule: messenger RNA, 1016 nt
Organism: Nematolebias whitei (Rio pearlfish)
Lineage: Eukaryota; Metazoa; Chordata; Actinopteri; Cyprinodontiformes; Rivulidae
Gene: bpgm
Product: 2,3-bisphosphoglycerate mutase
Exons: 3
Coding region: 75-851 (258 amino acids)
Biological process (GO): glycolytic process
Molecular function (GO): intramolecular phosphotransferase activity
Source: RefSeq, a predicted model, not a curated record
GUCAACGAGCGGCAACACCCACAUUUAUACCGGAUUUUAAACACCCACCGGGUUUUUAGCUGCGAGUGCUUCGGAUGUCCAAAUACAAACUCUUUCUUCUGAGGCAUGGCGAGGGGGCCUGGAACAAGGAAAACCGGUUCUGCAGCUGGGUGGACCAAAAGCUGAGCCCAGAUGGGGUGAAGGAGGCCCAGGACUGCGGCCGGCUCCUGAAGGAGCAGGGAUACAGGUUUGACAUUGUGUUCACCUCCAUACUCAGCCGCUCUAUCCAGACAGCGUGGCUGGUGCUGGAGGCUAUGGGUCAGGAGUGGGUCCCUGUUGUCAAGUCUUGGAGACUUAAUGAACGCCACUACGGAGCCCUGAUUGGACUCAACCGGGCAGAGAUGGCUCUACAACACGGGGAGGAAAAGGUGAAGCUGUGGAGAAGGAGCUUUGACAUCACUCCACCCCCGAUUGAUGAAUCCCACCCGUACUAUCAGGAAAUCUACAACGACCGCAGGUAUACCACUUGUGACGUGCCGAAGGAGAACCUUCCCCGAGCAGAGAGUCUGAAGGAGGUUCUGGAAAGGCUGCUGCCUUACUGGAACAGCAUCGUGGUCCCAGAGAUACAGAAAGGGAAGACCGUGCUCAUUUCUGCUCAUGGGAACAGCUGCAGGGCCCUGCUGAAACAUCUGGAAGGUGUGUCAGAUGAGGAUAUAGCCAACGUGACUCUACCCACAGGGAUCCCCGUGCUGCUUGAACUGGACGAAAACCUCCAGUCUGUGAACCCUCGGAAGCUGCUGGGCGAUCAGGCUAAGAUUCAGGCAGCCAUUAAAAAGGUGGAGGACCAGGGAAAAGCUAAAACUUCGACUUGAAUCUGUCGGAUUCAACACAGCACUGUUCUGGUUGACUUGAAUAACUCGUUAGAGCGUGGUAGGCUGCUCUAUGUUUAAACGAUUGGACUAGAUGUUACAGUUACUGUGUGUGGAGCUGACCCGGGUACUGAGGUCCAACUGGUUCUGUGAGACCAGGAAUAAGUU